This is a messenger RNA of Zophobas morio, 1459 nucleotides long. RefSeq names its product gastrula zinc finger protein XlCGF49.1-like. The transcript is spliced from 3 exons. Gene Ontology annotation, cellular component: nucleoplasm. NCBI's taxonomy places the organism in Eukaryota, Metazoa, Arthropoda, Insecta, Coleoptera, Tenebrionidae. The coding region runs from base 201 to 1397 and encodes 398 amino acids. Gene Ontology annotation, molecular function: DNA-binding transcription repressor activity, RNA polymerase II-specific; RNA polymerase II cis-regulatory region sequence-specific DNA binding. Gene Ontology annotation, biological process: regulation of transcription by RNA polymerase II. The record is from RefSeq and is a predicted model, not a curated record.
AUGAAGGUUAAUUACAAAUUUUAUUUUUUGGGGUUCAAUCUUUUUAGAUUUCAAUAAGGUGGCUACGCACACUUCUGACAGUUGACGUAUGACUGUUUGACAUCAUAACAAAACCUAACCUUUGAAAAUUCUGGACCGUAAACUUGUACAUAAUUGGUUUGGUUUUUACGUAAGGAUUAAGUAUUCUGUGAUGAUAAAUUAUGGCUCAAAUGUUGUGUUGUUUGUGCACUGGCGAAGUAACCACUCCAGAAUAUGACCUACAGAAGACGUUCACAUCAUGUUCUCAAACGUCUCUUCUAGUGCUGUUACAAAGCUGCAUAGACGAAGAGUGUUUUAUUACCAAUUAUUUAAUUUGUAAAAUGUGUUACCUUUUAUUAAAUGAGUUAGACAAUAUUAAAUUAAGGGUGAAAAACAUCGAGUACAAACUCAGAACGUACAUGUGCAAAUACUAUAAAAGUAAUUGUAUCGAACAAAGAGACGCCAGAAAUGUAGAUACCGUCACUGAAGAAGAUACAGACCAUUUAAAAGAAGUUAGUAUUCAAAAUCUCAAGGAGACCAACUUAGAAAUAAAUCACAUUAAUUUGGAUGAUUCAGGGCACAAUUUAAAAACUGAGGCAGUGAAAUCAAUAAUAGACAUGAAUCCUUCACUAGAUGAUAUUACAUGGCUGAGUUCAGAAGAAACACUAAAAAAAAUUAAAAAGAAUGAUGAAAAGAAAAACUUAACAAAAAAAAAAGUGAAUGAUUUAGAUAAUGCAAAACCUUAUGUGUGCACAGAAUGCCCAAAAACAUGGAGAACAUUAACAAAACUUAAAAAUCAUCUGUUAUCGCACAAUGAUGAAAAGCCAUAUGUAUGUGAAAUCUGUGGGCAAGCUUAUAAACGUCAGCAAGCACUAACAAUCCAUGUUGGUAUGCAUAAGGGUAUUAAUCCAUAUACAUGCAUUUACUGCAAAAAAUCAUUCACACAGAAAGGGGCUCUUGCAAGGCAUACACCAAUACAUACAGGUGAAUUUCCAUUCCAGUGUGAUCUGUGUGGGAAAAGAUUUGUUCAUCACACUUCUUUUAAUAUUCACAAGUUAAGUCAUUCAGGGGAAAAAUCAUACAAAUGUGAACGUUGCGGUUUGUUUUUAUUAUCAGGAUCUCACCUUAAAAGGCACAUGAAAGUACAUACUGGUGAAAAGCGCUUUAGUUGUGGCACUUGUGGUAAAAAGUUUGCAGAAAGAUAUAAUUUAGCAGUUCAUGAGAAACUGCAUCUCGGAGUUUCUAAGAAGAAAAAAUACCAGUGUCAUAUUUGUGGCAACAUAUAUGGUGGUCAAGUCAUGUUACAGGAGCAUUUAUUCAAUGUGCAUCAAAAAAUACAAUAUCCAAAUACACCAAAACAAUCUGAUCUAAAUUUAUAAGUGUUAAUUUGUCAUUUUAUUUCUGUAUUGCACAAAUUGUUUCAGAUAAAAAAUUAUUAAAA